GUCAUAUUGGAAAGGGCUAUUCUGAUAAAGUGUGUGUUCCUCACUGUAUGUGGUAUCACCAGCACUAUGUACCACCGUCGAUGCGUUGUUCAAAGGUGUGUGUCGACGUUGCGUCGGUAGAGUUCGUAUUAAGGAGAGAGCACGCCUAAAAAAAUUAUCACCAUGGUGGUGAKUAAUUUUUAUUGGAAGGGUGUCAUAACCUGUGGGAGAGACUGUCCUAAUAGUGAUGUAAAAUGUGUGCUAGUAGAAAAGUGAGUUGAUGCUCUUAUCAAGGAUCGACAAACUAUGAAAUCUAGAAUGGAUCGCUGUGGGGAUCGAGUGAGAUGCGAAUCGAAUGAGUCAAGUCACUCACGCAAGUGAAUGAGAUGAGUCACGUCGAUGAUAUGAAUCCUAGGGGAUCGCGUGAGUCAUACAUGUAUGGUGUGUAUGAAUCGUAGAUAAGUAUCUUAUGUACGUGUAAUAUGUAUGAAUCAUACCCACGGUCUGAUAUCCUACGGACAACAGGAAGUGAAUGUAAAAAACCAUGUACUGCUUCUGCUUCUUGAUGUAGUAGUCAGAGUAGUCAUGGGUCCAGUAGCUUACAGUAUCUGGUAAURCAUCGUUUUGUAUGUCCCAGCUGUAAGAAUAUUAUGUUAACAAUUCACCACCAGUACUAGUACUAGUAGUAAAGAAAUACGGCGGUAGUACUAGUAGUAGUGGUAGGACGAGUGCUGGAACAAACAUCCAUUUGAUAGUAUCCAAGAAAAYGGUAUGCUCAGAAUCCUCAUAAAAAACUUUUGGUGUAGACAGACUAGUAAAACAUUAUGUUUUUAGUACUAUUUUUGAUAAAGUUAUUACUAAUUGAAAGUUGAAUAGUUUUACUUGCUAGUAGUAGUAUUAGUACUUCGCAUCAAAAAUGAGAUUUUUAAAAAAUCAUGAGGGGACUUMUUGGAAACUAGAAAAAAAUUCGUCACGCCCCCUCUAAAUUUAUGACUCUGCCUUCACAUGCGGUGGAUCUUUGAAUCGCUAAAAAUAAAACUUUUGAUGCCUCUCUGUUCUUUCUUUCAUUCCUUGUCACCCGUCGUGUCAAACUCGAUCCAGCGAUCUACGGUAGGAAUUCUUGUGAUUUGUUCCGCUAAAUGGUCAGUCAUCAGAACAAAAGUACUACGAAGUACUUCUAAUAUGAAACCAAAAGAAGAGAAGCGUAAAAAMGGUUCUGACCAUCGCGGUGACAAAAUCUUUGCUCGAAACAUAGCUAUUGCAUAGCACUAUUGUUCUCGCCCGAAAAUAUAUCCUAGUUUGCACAAACAUCGAGGUGUUGAUCGAUCAUAAUGACUGAUACCGUGGCAAGAAGAUCUAUGAAUCUMGCAAGGAGUGAGAAUGGUGAGUUUGUGGAGAGCAUUAAUGCGUAUCGAUGUGACCCAGUUGCUCUUUGCGAUCUGACCAAUCGACUUUCCCCCGCUCUAUUUGUGUCAAAGAUUCAAGAAGCCCCGUGUCCGAGCGUCACUGCUCAAUUCUAUUGCAAAAGCACGUACCAGCUGAUUUCGAAUUUCCCACCGAAUGCAGCAAGUUCGAUAGUUUUCGCGCCGGUCUCGUCCGGCGCGAUAGCAAACAAAAAGAAGAAGCUAUUGCAUUUGCCGGAAUGGAUCCUGGCKCUGCGGUCAAGGCAAUGACUGCUAGGGAGCAGGGACAUCCCAGCGAAGCGCAACUCAUUCGUCGAAUGUCUUCUAGAAGGAACUCAAAAGAGUCUUCGUGGUUUUGAAUACCCUAGGUUUGGAAAGCAUCCUCUGUUGACUUGGAAUACAUUUUUCAUUCCUAAAUACUGCAGAUUGAUGUAGACAAAGUGUCGUUUGCUUCUCUAUGACCGAAUGCUUGCCUGCUCUCCACGCCUUCUUUGAUCCCCCUUAACACGCACUAGCGCGUAAUCAAUAAGUCUUCUGCCCAUUUGCAAGAUUUAUGAAUACACAUCCACAAUUACAUGCUACACUACGAAUUGAAGAAUACAUAUUCUACGACGCUGCGUCACACCAAUCCUAUUGCAAUGGCACCUCCAUCGUGAAUACUGCGAUAGAAAAAAUGAUGUUAUCUUAAUUAUACAAAAAGAUUGAUUGACAGCAACAAUGACUUGGGUCAUAUUUGUGCUGGAGUAAACGUUAAAAAAAGUU
Messenger RNA from Pseudo-nitzschia multistriata, 2144 nucleotides. Lineage: Eukaryota; Bacillariophyta; Bacillariophyceae; Bacillariales; Bacillariaceae. The record is from the annotation of a GenBank genome assembly.